AUGACGAAAGACUGGCUGCAGGUGAAGGAUAAGAUAAGGGAGUUAUAUGCUGUGCAGGGGAAGUCUUUAACGGAGGUAACGCGGAAUCUCCGUAAUGAAAAUGGGUUUAACGCCUCCACGCGCGCCUACCGCUCCAAACUAUGCGAAUGGGGCUUCAAGAGGGGACGACGGCCCUCGGCUUCACCACCAGAACAUCUGCAGGAAAUCUCUCCCACCCCAAUCCUUGAUUCAUCCCAGGAAGUGGCACGCACGAACACCCUCGAAAACGACGUAGGGGCACAUCAUAUUCCAGACGAGGUCAUCUCAAGUCUCGUAGACUCCAUACAGCACUCCCAUGUCGAACGCCUGGAAUCGUUCCUCCAAGGUCCAUAUCGCUUUGUGGUCAACAACUGGCAUAUCGGCUUCACAUCCUUCUUCCACGAAGAAGCGGCCGCUCCGGAGGUGCUUGGAAAAUCUUUGUUGUCCCUGGCAACCUCACAUUCAACCCCGGAAGUUGUCAAACUUCUAUUGCGCGAAGGCGCGGAUGUCAAUCUAAAGGACCUUCGGACCUGCGAGACGCCGCUCAUGGCCGCAAUCAGACGAGGCGAUUGCUCCCUCGUGAGAUUGCUAUUGGAAAAUGGGUCUUCGAUGGCGCCUCUCAACUCGGACGGACUUCAUGCGCUUCAGGUAGCCGCCCUCUUCGCGAACAAGCGUAGAAUAAUAGAGCAGCUAGCCAUGCCACACAGCGCACUCCUUGAUGCCCCUGCAGCUGAAGGCCCAUAUCGGGGAGCGACCACUUUUGAGCUGGUAUUGAAGCGCAGAGCCAAAUGUGCUUACAGUUCCGACUAUUCCCUUGUGAACGAAUAUGCCCACAUUCUCCUAGAUGCUGGAGCACAGUUUGAAGGACUGGAACGUCUGAUCGUACUGCCCCUGCUAGACCGACACCUAUCCAGGCUGGACAGUAUCGCGAACGACACACGCGGCCUGCUCAUCGAGUUCCUCAAAGCAGGUCUCAACCUGCAAACUCUGAUAGGAAAUCUUCCAGACAACGGCCAUCCGGGCUUGCAGACCCUUCUACACGCCCUUGUCUUUCAUUCGCCGAUGUCAGGAAUGGCUCCCUUCCUCGCGGAAUUGAUCGAUGUCAGCAAUUCGGGUAUACUGCACACCAUCUGUACCGGCUGCAUCUACGACUACUCCACCACGAAUGAUAACGAUAUUUGCAAUACCGUAAACACCCUACUGGAGCGCGGCUUGGACCCCGACAUCCUCGACGAAUCAGGACAUACGCCGCUAUCCCAAUUGAUCGAUUACAUCAUGUUCAUACCACACCAUCGAGAGCCUUUCACGCAAAUGGAGAUUCUUCGGGCGCUACUCAGGCACGGCGCUAGCCCCUACCGCGUCAUUGCCCGUGUGUGUCCCGUCGAGCAGGUCUUGAUGCCGGUGACAUACUGGAAUUAUAGCAAGAGGUUGCAUGCCUUCGACGUCGUAUGCCUGCUGCUACAACAUAUGCCUGAAGAUAUGCGCAAUGCUCCGCCUUGGCAACGCGAGUUCUUCCCCAUCACCGUAAAGUAUCAUGAUUACUGCAAAGGUUCCCGCUUUGAACAUGCUCUCACGAUGCAUCCAAUCUUGUCGAAGUGCGCCAUAGAAACCUUGCGACUCGCCGCGGAGCAUGUGGCCAUGGGGUUUUUCAUAGACGAAAAGCUGUCACUCAAGAAGGAAGAGAGAAACUACGCCGGCAUCUCGGAGGUUCUGACGCUGCAACGGGACCGGCAUUUUCCGCCCAUCGAGGACAGGAGAGUGAUGCCGCCGCAUGCUUCAGUCCUCGACAUGCUCGAACUGCUUGUCGAACAGCGCCCAACAGACACUGCAAGGGAUCAUGACGCUUCCGACUCCGCCCUGGCUCCUCGUCGUUCUCUCACUUUGUCCGAAAUGCGCGAGUAUCCGGCUCUCCGUCCGUCGAUGCACCCCUUUCUUCACAGGCACCCUGGAACCAACCCCCGGGCCUCCCAGCAGAUCCUCGCUGACGCCAGCGAGAAGAGGAUAUCGGACGUGCUCGCCGCCGUCGAUAACAACUUUGCCGGAAGGAGGUCAUCGGAUGCAGGCACCUUUCCCGACAGCUUAGUCCAUCCCAUUCCCAGGCUCCACGGCUGA
Messenger RNA from Diplodia corticola, 2130 nucleotides. RefSeq lists its product as uncharacterized. Lineage: Eukaryota; Fungi; Ascomycota; Dothideomycetes; Botryosphaeriales; Botryosphaeriaceae. Gene Ontology annotation, molecular function: protein binding. Bases 1 to 2130 code for a protein of 709 amino acids. The record is from RefSeq and is a predicted model, not a curated record. The transcript is spliced from 3 exons.